AUGGCGGGGCGGCGGCGGCUGCUGCUGCUGCGCUGCCUCCUGCUGGGGCUGCUGGGCGGCGGCGGCGGGCAGCGCGGCGGCGGAGAGUACUGCCACGGCUGGGUGGACGGGCAGGGCGGCUACCACGACGGCUUCCAGUGCCCAGAGGGCUUCGACACUGCGGCCGCCACCAUCUGCUGCGGCUCCUGCGCGCUGCGUUACUGUUGCGCGGCCGCCGAGGCGCGGUUGGAGCAGGGCGGCUGCACCAACCAUCGGGAGCCUCCGGAGCCGGCGGUCAGCGCCCAACCCAUCUAUGUGCCGUUCCUCAUCGUCGGAUCAAUAUUUAUCGCCUUCAUCAUCGUGGGCUCCCUGGUGGCUGUUUACUGCUGCACGUGCCUCAGGCCCAAGCAGCCAUCCCAGCCCAUCCGCUUCUCCCUCCGGAGCUACCAGACCGAGACUCUGCCCAUGAUCCUGCCCUCGUCCAGCUGCCGGGCCCCAUCCCGACCAUCUAGCACGGCCACCAGCUCCAGCUCAGCGAGCGGCUCCCUGCGCCGCUUUUCCCUGGCCCGCACAGAGCCGGGCUGCUUGCUGCCGUCACCACCACCCCCAUACUCGGCCGGCUGCUUUCCCGCAGCCCACAGCGCACACCUGGGGUCACCGCCAGGCUUCCUGCAGGCACCGCCGUACCUGGGUUACCCUGAGCCGGCCCUGGGUGGGAAGGGCUGUGCCGACCUCGCGCAGAGCUGAGCGGUGCGUCACGGUCUUUGGGAGCGUGAGGACUGACUACGGUGCUUGGUGCUCUGCUCUGAUGGAGGCAGACCUGUGGGUGAGUUGCCAUUGAGAAGCGCAAGGCCUCGGAACAGUCCUGAGUGCUUCCCCCAACCUGGAUUACAGCUACAGAUGUUUUGUGAAGUAUUCCGAUCUUAGCUGCCUUAAUAACCAACUGCUCCGAUGGUUUGAUCUGAUUUGUGCAGAGCACAUUGAGAUACAACUAGAAAACCAUUUUUGGGACAAGGUUACCCAGCUCAAGGCGCUGUAAGUGAUGUUUUAACCAUAAAUGAUAUUAACUUUGCUAACAAGCAGUGGCCGCGCUCCAGGGCUCCAAUAACCAGCAUAGUUUUAUCCAGCAGCAAUAAGUAACAGAGAGGUAACAGUACUAAACUAGAGCUCUGCAGACCGUAACUCAGCUGCCUGCUCCCACGGGCAAUGUGAGAAGGUAUGUAUUAAGAUAUUGAAGGCCCUGGUUUCUAAACAUACAGAAAAUGUAACUUAACUUACGUUGCAUAUUUAUACUGGUGAACUUAACUAAAAUAAAAUAGCACGAUUUAGGCUAGCUGAAAACAUACUGGUCCCGAGCAGCCAAAUAAUCCUAUGCUAGAAGAACAGAACGUGUUUGCUAAUAUUUCCACAUAACUCCUUGGCAUGCAAUCCCAGAGCUGGUGCUGCACUGAGGCGUUUUUUAGAGGGAAAUAUUUAUUGGUGGCCUUUUGCUCAGUGCCAUGCAUACAUUGGAUGAACUGAUCCCGAAGUUCUAUUUGUAAAAUUAGCCAUGUAUAAAUGUAAAGCUUGUAAUUUAAGAUGUAUUUACAGCAUUGACAGCACUAAUUAUUUAGUAGUCACACCAACAGUUUAUCAAUAAACAGUGGUGGAAAUCUGGUGUCAACUGUGUCUCUGCGCAUACACUACUCCAUGAACGCAUCUUCACUUUGGCAGUGAAACUAUUCUGCUUAUUUUCCUGUCAAAAACACUAUUUUGCAUUUGUAAAUGCUUUACAUCUUUAGCUGUGCACCUGUUGUGCAGACUUGAUAUGAUGUAAGAUUCUCUCCAGCUAAUAGACUAAUUGAUAUCUUGUAUAUGCACCUCAAAAUGUAAUGUGGUUGAAAACGACACUGAUUAGUUGGGUAUUUUAAUCUGAAACAGCCACAGGAACAUGUUUUGUUUGCCCCCUACAUUCCUUCAUCCAAGUAAAUCAACAAACCAAAUGGAAGAAGAAAAAAAAGGCAUCUAAAUCAAACACACGCAGCAAGCCAAGAGAAGAGCAUGAGAAAAAUGGGCAGUUAUUGAAGGGCCUCCUUUAUAGUUCAUUUUGUGACAAAUGCAUUCAUAUCACACAGAAGAUUCUGCAGUGUCAGAGGCUGAAUUUCCCUUUUCAGUAAGUCCCAAACUCCAUGUGUGGGAUCAGAUUAGGGUGGUGCAGCUGGCCUG
Molecule: messenger RNA, 2184 nt
Organism: Lagopus muta (rock ptarmigan)
Lineage: Eukaryota; Metazoa; Chordata; Aves; Galliformes; Phasianidae
Gene: SHISA3
Product: shisa family member 3
Exons: 2
Coding region: 1-726 (241 amino acids)
Source: RefSeq, a predicted model, not a curated record